Balaenoptera acutorostrata (minke whale) is the source of this 4807-nucleotide messenger RNA. It is a transcript of the gene STS, whose product is annotated as steroid sulfatase. Lineage: Eukaryota; Metazoa; Chordata; Mammalia; Artiodactyla; Balaenopteridae. The coding region runs from base 445 to 2181 and encodes 578 amino acids. Gene Ontology annotation, molecular function: arylsulfatase activity. The transcript has 11 exons. The record is from RefSeq and is a predicted model, not a curated record.
CCCGCCCGCGCGGUGGUCCCCGAGCACCGCGCCCUCACGCGCCGCCCCCCACGCACUCCGUCCCCACGCGCGGCGCGGCCGCCGGAAGUAAGUGCCACGGGCGCCGUCGACGCCUCAGCCAGGAGCGCGGCCGGCCUGACGUGGGCCCUGCACCCCCGCCGCCCGCCAGCCCGGGGGCCCCCGCACACCGCCCCGCCGCGGCCCCCGCCCCUGAGAGCCUGUGCCCCCCGCCCGCGCCCUCCCCGGAAAGCCCUCGCGGGAGGCGGCCGCAGGCUACCCACCCAGAAGGAGGCCGUCCAGGUCAAAAAGCAGGAUGAGCCUGGUGCACCCUGUUUCUGUCUGCUGAGAGGCACUCACCAUCCCCGUUCCUGCUCACGGUGGUCUCGGUAACAUAAUAUCUGGAAGACAGUCGCCCAAGACCGUCUGAAAUUGUUGUCACUGAAGAUGAGGACGCUUUGGCUUCUGCUGCUGUUCAUCUACGAGGCCCGGAGCCAUGCGGUGUCAACGCCCAACUUCGUCCUGCUGAUGGCCGACGACCUUGGCAUUGGCGAUCCUGGCUGCUAUGGAAACAAGACCCUCAGGACUCCCAACAUCGACCGCUUGGCCAGAGGGGGAGUGAAGCUCACGCAGCACCUGGCAGCGUCGCCCCUGUGCACACCCAGCAGGGCGGCCUUCAUGACGGGCCGGUAUCCCAUCCGCUCAGGAAUGGCGUCUCGGUCCCAAGUGGGAGUUUUCGUCUUCUCGGCCUCUUCCGGAGGACUUCCCCACAGUGAGAUUACGUUCGCCAAGCUCCUGAAGAAUCAAGGCUAUUCCACAGCUCUGAUAGGGAAGUGGCACCUCGGCACCAGCUGUCACAACAGGACGGACCUCUGUCACCACCCCUUGAGCCAUGGCUUCGACUAUUUCCACGGGCUGCCCAUGACCAACCUGCGGGACUGCAAGCCGGGCGAAGGCAGCGUGUUCACCAGGGCCUUAAGGCUGCUGGUCUUCGUCCCCCUGCAGGUCAUCGCCAUCACACUGCUGACCCUGGCCGUGCUCAUGUGUCUGGGGUUCGUCCAGGUGCCCCCCUGCGUCUUCUUCUGCCUCUUCUUCCUGGCCGCCCUGGUCCUCGGCGCCCUGCUGUGCUUCCUGCAUUACUUCCGGCCCCUGAACUGCUUCCUCAUGAGGAACCGUGACAUCACCCAGCAGCCCAUGUCCUAUGACAACCUCACGCAGAGGCUCACGGCGGACGCGGCCCAGUUCAUACAACGGAAUGCUAAGACCCCUUUCUUGCUUGUCCUGGCUUUCCUACACAUGCACACGGCUCUCUUCUCUUCGAAGGACUUUGCCGGCAAAAGUAAACACGGCGCUUAUGGAGACGCUGCCGAGGAAAUGGACUGGAGCGUUGGGCAGAUCUUGGAUGUUCUAGAUGAGUUGAAACUGGCUAAUAACACCCUGGUGUACUUCUCCUCGGACCAAGGAGCACAUGUAGAAGAGGUGACUGUCAAAGGGGAAGGUCACGGAGGCAGUAACGGAAUCUAUAAAGGGGGAAAAGCCAACAACUGGGAAGGAGGCAUCCGGGUUCCAGGCAUCCUCCGAUGGCCGGGAGUGAUCCAGGCUGGGCUGGAGAUCGAUGAGCCAACAAGCAACAUGGACAUCUUCCCCACGGUGGCCAAACUUGCGGGGUCCCCUCUGCCGGAAGACAGGAUCAUCGAUGGGCGUGACCUGAUGCCCCUGCUCCAAGGGAGAAGCCACCGUUCGGAUCACGAGUUUCUCUUCCACUACUGCAACUUCUACCUGAACGCCGUGCGCUGGUACCCACAGAACAGCACGUCCAUCUGGAAAGCCUUUUUCUUCACACCCAAGUUCUUCCCCGAGGGCGCCAACGGAUGCUUUGCCACCCACGUGUGUUUCUGUCACGGGCAAUACGUCACCUACCACGACCCGCCUCUGCUCUUUGACAUCUCCCAAGACCCCAGGGAGAGAAACCCGUUAACUCCGACGUCAGAGCCCCGGUUCCGGGAGAUCCUGGGGACCAUGCAGGAAGCAGCAGCCCGGCACGCUGAGACCCUGAGGGACGUCCCCAAUCAGCUGUCGCUGGGCAACCUUAUCUGGAAGCCGUGGCUUCAGAUGUGUUGCUCAUCGUCAGGCCUGUCUUGCCAGUGCGACCGGGAGAAGCAGGAUGGGAGAGGGAGCCGUUAGCCACGUGCGUCUGGGGGCGCCCGGGGCCACCCCACCUGCUGCAUCACAGACGAGCGUGGGGGGCGGCACUGGGUGAAGCCAGCGCUGGCAGCUCCCACCCCGGGACUCAGAUCCCUUCUCUCUGUCUUCUCACCUGGAGGCUCCUUCAAAACCCCACAUUUACGCCCUGGGGAAAAAAUCAGGGUUUGCCAUAAACAGAGGCAUAGACGUUAGUCACGUCUUCCAAGGCCAACGUUAUAUGAAUGCGGUAGGCGGGAUUUCAAUGAGUCUGGCCAACACCAGUGCAGACGGAGAGCAGGAAGUUGCACAGGUAACCUGUUCAUCUCUCAGCCAAUGCGUGUGAUCCACAACGUAAGGCAUCACUUACUCCACAAGCUGAUGUGACGCUGUGGCCACUGGGAUUCCCCUUAUAGCGCAUCACGAAAAAGAGAAUAAAAUUUAAAGAGUGUUUACUAAACCUAACACGUGCAACGUUAUAAUGAGUAAAAGACCAUCUUGACCCAUCAUGGAUGAUGGUAAGUUCCAAUUUGGUUAUUGGAAGGCAAUUACUGUCAGUAUUAUUUGCAAUAAUAUGAAAUACUAUUCAUGAUAUAUAUGUUUAUAUAUAUACAGUUUCUUCGAGAAGUUUACAGUAUUUAGAAGCUUAUCACUAUUUAAGUAAAAACAAUAGAGGGUCACAGCUCUGUUUGUGCCACAGCCUUUUGGUGAAAUCCCUCAGCAACAGUAAUGCCAAGACAAAUCUCUCCUGUAUGGAUUUGCAUCCCAUAAUUUGCAGCAUUCUACUUGGGUUCUGCUGUUUCUUUGGUGAACGGAGGUUCUGAACUCAAAGGCCACUCAGUGAUGCUGCAGUCCCUGGAAUCCUUUCUAACAGAAUUCAGAAUUUUUGGCAUGUAAAAUUACGAUAUUUCGCAAUGGGGGGAGAGAGACACAAGCAAUCCAUCCACGACCCAUACCCAUGACCGUGACAUCUUGAGUGCUUGCAGAAUUUAAUGAAGAGAGACGGUGGUUCAUGUCCGUACUUGUGUUUUGUGUGGUCUGAUCCUGCGGCUAAGAAAUAUCUAUGCCUCCACCAUGAGAUGUGCAAUUUUGUUUGAAUUCCAUUUCCUGCAACCUCAGUGACACAGGACGAGGCGUAACCAGGUCACGUCGGAGACUGGGGGUUAGGGGCACAGCUGGAGAGAGUUCCAACGUCUGAGCCACCAGCCCCUCCUGAGGAAAGAAUUCACCUGUGCAGGGAGCGCUUAGGUCACCUUCAGGCGCUGAACAUCCUCCAACAAUAUCACGCGGAUGCCUUUCCUGAUCCGUCCUCAGGAGCUGUGGUCCAUCUGCCUCCCAUUCAUCUCUUUCGGGAACACGUCUGAACAUCUGCUCUUGGCUCAGGGUUUUCUCGGUCCCACAAGAGUGCAGGUCAAUGGAAUACCCCACCCCACCGGGUACCCUGACCCCUCCGGGCACUUUGGAUAGAAUAUGUACAGCGUGGCUCAGGCUUUCUGACAGGGGACUCUGAUUUCCUCUGUGUGUCUCCACUGAAGAAUUUCUAAGAUCCAGCAGCAUGUCCCCAGCUCCUCUUUAAGGUCUACUAUUUCAGAUUUUAAUCUUUCUUUUUCUUAAAAAAGAGAAAUGAUUCCCGCCCCCACCCCCCACCCCCCGCCCACUGCCUGGGAAUGGUUUAACGUUGGAAAACAAACAGGAUUCUUUCUUUUAAUGCGGAUUUCUCAUUCCAGAAAUUGCCAAAAAUCUGUCACAUUGUUUUAGGAAAUAGUCUCAUGAAAGAAUGCACCAGCAUGUUACUAACGUGUUAGGAUUAUUGCUAUUAUCAUACAAAAACUAUAUAAAGCCACUGUUAGGAACUUACGUUUGGAGAUGAUCACGUUUACUCAGAGUUGAACAUACUCAAUGCAGAUGGACUUUUACAAAACAUUUUAUGAUGUAAGAACAUGUGUUUGAGGGUGAAAUAACUUGAAGGAGUUUUAUAGAUGAUGUGAAUACAUAGCUUUGUAUAGAAUUAAUUGUUUAAUCUGUACAAUGGUAACAGCCAAUGAAGAAUACAUAUACCUCUGGAGCUACAAUGAGCUUUAAAGUAUUUGCCUCAAAAUAACUUGGAUCACCCUUAUGUGUCACGGUAUUUGAAAAUCAGGUUUAUUUGUCAUAAUCAUCAUUACCAUAGACUUCAGACCGCUUACCAUCUGAAAGUUUUGCUUGGAAUGUACAGCAGGAAAUUGGAAUUCCCAUCGGUGUGACCUCUUGAGUUGUAUGUGCAAACCUUAGUGGGUUUUGAAGUUUUAAACAAAUUCUUUUUAAAAAAAUCUUUGUAUAUCUAGCAUUUCGUAGAUGUUAAAGGCUAAGCAAACACUAACCUAUAGACAGGGCAUUAUUUGACGAUGUCAGUAUCACUGCAUGAAAAGCAAAAUCACAACCUACACAUCGAGGUAAUUAAGGAUUAAAGAAAGGAAACAGAUUUCAGGUAGCCCUGAAGGACAUCCAGUGAAGGGUAAAGAAGUGGGAAAAGUAUUUGGCAUCUGUCUGAACAAUGCGACCUGUGAAGUGAUUGCCUCUGUGCGGGUUUCCCAGAACCUUGUCCUGAUGUUAAUGCAAAAUUAAAAUAAAAUUUUCCUUGGCAAUUCAA